Cucurbitaria berberidis CBS 394.84 is the source of this 981-nucleotide messenger RNA. RefSeq names its product ribokinase-like protein. The transcript is spliced from 3 exons. Gene Ontology annotation, molecular function: ribokinase activity. The coding region runs from base 1 to 981 and encodes 326 amino acids. Gene Ontology annotation, biological process: D-ribose metabolic process. NCBI's taxonomy places the organism in Eukaryota, Fungi, Ascomycota, Dothideomycetes, Pleosporales, Cucurbitariaceae. The record is from RefSeq and is a predicted model, not a curated record.
AUGACUUCAAAAUCAGCUGUAAUAGCCGUCAUAGGCUCUCUAAAUGUCGAUCUCGUAACCCGCACACCGCGCGUUCCCGUAGGCGGCGAAACGCUGACCAGCGAAGGCUUCUCUAUUGGCUGGGGAGGAAAAGGCGCCAAUCAAGCUGUUGCCUGUGCUCGACUAUCACGGACCCAAGCCCAGGCUCAGUCCUCGUCGCCUUCCGAUGUCGAAGUCCGCAUGGUGGGUGCUGUGGGGGAUGACGAGUUUCAUGAAGGUUUCUUGAAGAGUCUUAAGAAUGAUGGAUUGAAGGUAGAGGGAGUAGAGAUUCUAAAAGGGAAGAAAACGGGAGUUGCAGUCAUCAUUGUCGAAACAGGGACGGGGGAAAAUAGGAUCAUGUUUUGUCCUGGAGCGAACUAUGAUGUUGAGGCUAAAGAUUUGGUGGAUGACGAUGCGAGUGUUGCACUCUUUCAGUUGGAGUUGCCGUUAGAGGUGGUCCUCCACAACAUGAAGACUGCACGACAAAAAGGCGUGGAAACAAUCAUUAACCCCGCACCAGCCAUCCAGCUCCCGGAUGAAGCCUACCAAGGGCUGGGCCACCUUAUUGUCAACGAGACUGAAGCCUCAAUCCUUUCUGGUAUUGAGAACCCUACCUCGUGGGACAAGGUCGCCGCUGUCUUCAUUGCCCGAGGCGUAAAGAAUGUCAUCAUUACUCUAGGAGGCGAGGGUGUCUUCUAUAAAACAGCAGAUCAGCAAUCUAGAAAUGAAUCAGGGGUUAUUGUCCCGGCGCGAAAAGUCAAAGUAAUCGACACGACAGCCGCAGGCGACACCUUCGCCGGGGCCUACACCGUUGCGGUUGCGCGCUGGAAGUCAAUGUCGCACGGAGCCGACUUCGACCUUAAUGUAGCUAUUACACAUGCGAACAGAGCUGCGUCAAUGACGGUGCAGAAAGCGGGCGCACAGUCGAGUAUCCCUUGGGCAGACGAAGUACCAGCAGCGUAG